Spirodela intermedia is the source of this 81-nucleotide messenger RNA. The record is from the annotation of a GenBank genome assembly. NCBI's taxonomy places the organism in Eukaryota, Viridiplantae, Streptophyta, Magnoliopsida, Alismatales, Araceae.
AUGAUUUUCCUCAUUGGAGGCAAAUGUAGAUGGUUAAAUCUUCUUCAAGCUUUCAAGCUAUAUAGAUAUAACUUAUCAUAA